AAAAAGGCAAAUUAAGCUCCAGUUAAUCUUGCUUGUAUGCUUUCAUUUGUUACUAAUUCUUGUAGCAAAUGCAUAAGGCAUAAAAUGUGCAGUUUUGAGAUGUUGCUUGUAUGCUUUCAUUUGUUACUAAUUCUUGCAGCAAAUGCACAGGCUCAGAAAACGUUGGGUUUUACGUCUGCCAAUUCAAGUUUUAAAAUUGCAAUUUUUGCAGAUUUACAUUAUGGCGAAAAUGCAUGGUCAGAUUGGGGUCCCCAAAACGACCAAUCGUCCACUAAGGUUAUGUCCACUCUGCUAGAUGAUGAAAAACCAGAUUUUGUGGUUUUUCUGGGAGAUGUUAUCACAGCCAACAAUUUGCUUGUGAGGAAUGCAACCAAGUACUGGGAGCAGGCCAUUUCGCCCACCAGGAGUAGGAGCAUACCUUGGGCUUCUGUGUUUGGUAACCAGGACGACGCGGCAUUUGAAUGGGAAAAUGAAGAAAAGGAAUGGCUUGGAAGCGUGGGAUUGCCAAGCAUUCAGUGUCCAAAUUCUUCUUUGGCAGCAGGAGUUGAACAAAUGGUUGACUGCUAUUUCCAAAGGACAACCCGUGCUGAGUUAAUGCAGAUGGAUGCGCAACAAAGUUUGUCUCACUCAUCAUUUGGACCUCAAAGUCUUUGGCCCAGUGUAUCAAACUAUGUUCUCGAGAUUGCUUCUUAUAAGAAUCCUACAUCACCAGCAGCCUUGUUGUACUUCUUAGAUUCAGGUGGUUCUUGCCCUGAACUGAAAAAUGGUUCUUGCACUAAAAGUGGCUCUUACCCUGGACUAAUUUCAGAAAUUCAAGGAAAAUGGUUUCAGCAAACAGCGGCCCAAAAAAAUCCCGACUCGAGGAUUCCAGAAAUUGUCUUUUGGCAUAUACCUAGUCAAGCCUACAAAGAUGUUGCCCCUCCUCCUGGCUACCCAAUCAAGGAUCCCUGUGUUGGCUCAUUAAAUGAAGGGCAAGUUGCUUCACAAGAUGAGGAAUUGGGAAUUAUGGAUAUCUUGACAAAUAGAACAUCAGUUAAGGCUGUAUUUGUUGGUCAUAACCAUGGUUUGGAUUGGUGCUGCCCAUCUAAGAACCAGUGGCUAUGUUAUGCUCGGCAUACUGGUUAUGGAGGUUAUGGUACUUGGCCAAAGGGGGCUAGAAUUUUGGAGCUUGUUGAAGAAAAUUUUCAACUUAAAUCAUGGAUUAGAAUGGAGGAUGGAACAAUCCAUAGUAAUAUUACAAUAACUUCUGCAUGAAAGAUUGAUAUAAAUCUAACUAGGUCGAUAUGAGUUAGCUUAAACUUUGAUUUUGUGAGGUCUACUAUUUGAUAGAACCUGCUUUGACACUAUUUUGAUUCGAUCGACUACAUUCACUAUGACACAUUAUAUCAUUUUUAUGAUAUUGAUGAUUUAGACGCUUAUGCUAUAUUAGAUUUUGAUUAUUUAU
Molecule: messenger RNA, 1444 nt
Organism: Cryptomeria japonica (Japanese cedar)
Lineage: Eukaryota; Viridiplantae; Streptophyta; Pinopsida; Cupressales; Cupressaceae
Product: probable inactive purple acid phosphatase 16
Exons: 5
Coding region: 37-1254 (405 amino acids)
Cellular component (GO): cytoplasm
Molecular function (GO): hydrolase activity, acting on ester bonds
Source: RefSeq, a predicted model, not a curated record